This is a messenger RNA of Procambarus clarkii (red swamp crayfish), 396 nucleotides long. RefSeq lists its product as uncharacterized. Lineage: Eukaryota; Metazoa; Arthropoda; Malacostraca; Decapoda; Cambaridae. The record is from RefSeq and is a predicted model, not a curated record.
AUGCCCACAGUCUCUCAGAUGCCCACAGUCUCUCAGAUGCCCACAGUCUCUCAGAUGCCCACAGUCUCUCAGAUGCCCACAGUCUCUCAGAUGCCCACAGUCUCUCAGAUGCCCACAGUCUCUCAGAUGCCCACAGUCUCUCAGAUGCCCACAGUCUCUCAGAUGCCCACAGUCUCUCAGAUGCCCACAGUCUCUCAGAUGACCACAGUCUCUCAGAUGCCCACAGUCUCUCAGAUGCCCACAGUCUCUCAGAUGCCCACAGUCUCUCAGAUGCCCACAGUCUCUCAGAUGCCCACAGUCUCUCAGAUGCCCACAGUCUCUCAGAUGCCCCCCAGUCUCCCAGAUCCUGAGCCCACAGUCUCCCAGGUCCUGAGCCCACAGUCUCCCAGGUCCUGA